This is a messenger RNA of Fusarium poae, 1338 nucleotides long. RefSeq lists its product as uncharacterized. The record is from RefSeq and is a predicted model, not a curated record. The transcript has a single exon. NCBI's taxonomy places the organism in Eukaryota, Fungi, Ascomycota, Sordariomycetes, Hypocreales, Nectriaceae. Bases 1 to 1338 code for a protein of 445 amino acids.
AUGUACAAGCAAGCACCAAGUCAGCGUUGGACCUCGUAUGAUGGCUGGAAUUGGAAUGGCUUCCAAGAAAGACUCGAGUCAUUCAUCCCAACGCUAGACAUGGUAAUGCUUCAGCAUCACGCUGAGCUGCUUAUAGGUCAGAAAUGCAGAGUGAGCGAGCCCUUUUCUGCUGGGCAAUACUCGGUAUGCUUCGAGCUGGUUGCCGAGGACGAUAGUCUGAUCAUCGCCCGCGUUCGAUUACCUCGACAUCCUGCUGCAUCGUCAAACAUGACCGAAGAGGACGAGCAAUACCAGGUCACAUGCGAACUGGCUACCAUGCGUUUGUUGGCACAAAGACUCCCCCAGUUGAAGAUUCCUUCGGUAUAUGCCUACGAAGGCCCUGGGUCACAACGCGCACUGGAGUUCGGCGCUCCGUACAUGCUCAUACAAGGCUUCUACGGCAAUGCUCUACAAGACCUUGUUUAUGACCAUGCAACUGGAUGUGUUUCCACUGGCUUCUACGCUCUGUCAGCGGCGGAACAGGAACAGCUCAUAACACAGUGGACAGCAGUCCAAGCAAUGCUGGCAACCGUGACGAGCUCUCAAAUCGGAUCCAUCUGCGACGUCACAGAAUCUGGUGAGCCCGUCAUUGGCAGGAUAUCUUCAGCUGCCAUGAACAAUAUGUUCCCGCAAGGGCCAUUCCAAAACGCUGCUGAAUACUUCACUGCCCUUGCAAUGGGGGUUUUGCGAGAAUCAUCAGAGUAUGACGGCAUUCAGGAGCAGCCCGAAUUGCUUACUCUUGGUGCGAUUGUCUUUCUGGACAUUGUGCGAAAUACGCCAUUAUUUGAAUCCCAUGGACCAUACCAUCUCAAUCAUAUGGACUUGCAUGUGGGAAACAUUUUGGUAGACGAUGACUUGAACUUCAUGGCCAUCAUUGAUUGGGAGUUUGCCCAGACAGCACCAUGGCAGGUAACCUCCUAUCCGAGGCUCUUUCAACUACGGCCAUCCGACGAUACUCUCGAGAAAGUCCUGAACGAUCCAAAGCAUAUUCGCUACAAGGACGCGAAGCUACAGGAUGAUGCCAGGCAGCUGUAUAGCGAAAAGUUCGAUGAGGCUGCAGCCAAGUAUGGAGGUGGAUCAAAUCCCUACGGGAGUUAUACAGAAGUAUUGAACGGAGCAGCUUCAAGGAUUUAUGAAGCGUUUAUGGAACUAGGGCAUGUUCCAGAGCAGGACCAGCAUCUUAUCGAUGAAAUGGUGCUCCUGGCUUUUGGUGUGGAUGAUGGUACAAACUGGUACCUAAAAAACCUAGACAACAGGUGGAGGGCAGAUAACUCAUUUCGGCUGAGUCACAUGUCUUAG